GUGCGUUCUUGUCUUCCUUGUUGUCUCGCCCCCUCUGCAUCCCUGCCAAGCUGCACCGGAUACCACAGCCAUGGAUGAUAAAUAUGACCAUUAUAGCUCCAUUUUGGAUCUACUCAGCGAGACCAUUAACAUGACUGACCCAACCUACUUAAUCAGUGACACUGCCCAGCUCUGUGACAAGAAACCUGUCAAUGAAUUUGGUGCAAAAUUCAUCCCAGUUUUCUACUGCAUCAAUUUCCUCUUGAGUUACCUUGGUAACGGGCUUGUCCUCUUCAUCAUCUACAAGUAUGAGAAGCUCAGCACAGUGACAAACAUCUUUCUCCUGAAUUUGGUCCUGUCCAAUAUUCUCUUUGCCUCCAGCCUCCCUUUCUGGGCCAAGUACCAUCAAUCUGAGUGGAUAUUUGGAAUUACCCUGUGUAAGAUGGUUAGCAGCGCCUACUUUAUUGGUUUCUACAGUUCCAUCCUCUUCCUUACACUUCUGACAUUUGACAGAUACCUAGCAGUGGUUCAUGCAGUGGCAGCUGCCAAGAGCAGGAAAAGGGUAUAUGCUGUCAUUGCAUCUGUGAUAGUUUGGUGCAUCAGUAUUGCAGCAAGUGUGAAAGAGCUGGUUCUUAGGAACGUCUGGAAGAAUGAUCUUAUUGGACUGAUAUGUGAAGAGUUAGGAUUCCCAGAGAACACCAUGAAGCGCUGGCGUCUUGUCAGUUACUACCAGCAAUUUCUGCUCUUCUUUCUUCUUCCCUUGUUAAUGGUGAUGUAUUGCUACAUUAGCAUCACCAUACGCAUCCUGUCCACUCGGAUGAAAGAGAAGUGCCGUGCCAUAAAGCUAAUAUUUGUCAUCAUCUUCACCUUCUUCGCCUGCUGGACACCAUACAAUAUUGUCAUACUUCUUCGAGCAAUACAGAUAUCCAGCACAGAUGAAGAAGUGUGUUCAGAAAGCUUAGACUAUGCACUUUAUGUGACCCGAAACAUGGCCUAUUUGUAUUGUUGCAUUAGCCCUGUGUUUUACACAUUUGUAGGAAAGAAGUUUCAGAGCCACUUCAAAAGACUGUUGGCUAAAAAGAUCCCAUGUUUGAAGAGACACAUUAGCCUCAAUAGCCAGAGUACCAGGACCACAUCACAACGGACACCACACUCUGUUUAUGAGUACUAAAAACUGUAAGAUACAUAGAUAUGUUACACACACAUAUGAAGAUGUUUCACCUCUCAUCCAAAAGGCGUCUUCACUUACCAGAGUGUACAAGAUCCUCUUCGUCAAUUACAAAUCCCUCAGUGCCCUGGCCCAUCAGUAUUUGUCCGACCUCUUGCACCCUCACAAACAGCCUUGGACACUUCGGUCCUCAGCCAUGGGUCUGCUCUUUGUCCCUUGCACCAGCCUCCAUACCUUUGGGGAGCCUUCAGUGUGGCAGCCCCUACUCUCUGGAACUGUCUCCCUUCUCAGCUUCACAACACCCCAUCACUGGACGCUUUUAAUAAACUUUUGGAAAAUCAUCUGUACAAAAAGG
Archocentrus centrarchus (flier cichlid) is the source of this 1502-nucleotide messenger RNA. It is a transcript of the gene ccr12a, whose product is annotated as chemokine (C-C motif) receptor 12a. Gene Ontology annotation, biological process: positive regulation of cytosolic calcium ion concentration; cell chemotaxis; G protein-coupled receptor signaling pathway. The transcript has 2 exons. Gene Ontology annotation, molecular function: C-C chemokine receptor activity; C-C chemokine binding. The record is from RefSeq and is a predicted model, not a curated record. Lineage: Eukaryota; Metazoa; Chordata; Actinopteri; Cichliformes; Cichlidae. The coding region runs from base 71 to 1150 and encodes 359 amino acids. Gene Ontology annotation, cellular component: membrane; external side of plasma membrane.